AUGCCAAAUGAACCACUACUAGAUAUACCCAUAGCGAUCCGGUUUGAUGUAGAUACCUAUGUUCCAGAUUAUGAUAUUCAAGAAGAAUAUCGAAAUUAUAUUCAACGUCAUGGUAUACGAUCGUUCUUGAAUAAAUACAUCCCCGAUAAUAUCACCAAGAUUGAAGUUUGUGAAUUGAUUCUUGAUUUAGGUUAUAGUCGAGAUAAUGUCAGACAUCAUGAAACUCAUACUACAAAGGAAUUAGCCGGAAUCUUAGUUAAUUUACUUUUAGAAGACAUUAAAUUAAGAUUACCUGCCACUAAAGAUGGGAAAAGAAUAUAUUCAAUUAGCCAAUUUAUCAAUGAUUUACGUUUACUGUCAAAUGUGUUGAUCAUUACCGGUGCAGGGAUAUCCACAUCUCUUGGAAUUCCAGAUUUUAGAUCUAUACAGGGUCUUUAUAAUCAGUUAUCUCAUUUACAUUUAAAUGAUCCUCAAUUGGUAUUUGAUAUCAAUGAAUUCACUAAACGACCUGAAACAUUCUAUUCUGUGGCUCAUUUAAUCUUACCUCCUGAAGAUAAAUUUUCAUUAUUACAUGCUUUUAUACGAAUGUUACAAGAUAAAAAACAAUUAUUAAGAAAUUACACUCAAAACAUUGAUAAUUUAGAAUAUUAUGCCGGUAUAGAUCCUUCCAAACUUAUUCAAUGUCAUGGAUCCUUUGGUACCGCUAGUUGUUUAACUUGUCGUAGUAGGUUUGCCGGUCCAAAAAUAUUCAAUCAUAUAAAACAAAAACAAAUCCCUCGUUGUUCUUCAUGUUGGAAAAAUACUCAAGAAGCUGCUAUAAGUUAUGGAGUAAUUAAACCUGAUAUAACCUUCUUUGGAGAAGAUCUACCUAAAAAGUUUUAUAAAUCAAUUGUAAAUGAUUCUAAAAAAUGUGAUUUAGUCCUUGUGGUAGGAACAUCAUUAAAAGUUGAACCGGUGGCUAGUAUUAUCGAUAAUAUUCCAAGACGUAUCCCUAGAGUAUUGAUUAAUAAGGACCCCUUACCAGAUCGUGAUUUCGAUUUAACUUUGCUUGGGUAUAGUGAUGCUAUUGCUUCACUUAUAUGUUCUAAAAUGGGACCAGAAUGGAGUAUUCCUCAUCAUCAAUUUGAACAAGAUUUAACAUCCGAUUUCGUUCCUCAUGAACGAUUACCUAAAACUUUUAUAAUUGAAGAUUGA
Messenger RNA from Scheffersomyces coipomensis, 1194 nucleotides. RefSeq names its product Sir2p (gene SIR2). Lineage: Eukaryota; Fungi; Ascomycota; Pichiomycetes; Serinales; Debaryomycetaceae. Gene Ontology annotation, cellular component: nucleus. Gene Ontology annotation, molecular function: histone H4K16 deacetylase activity, NAD-dependent; NAD+ binding. The record is from RefSeq and is a predicted model, not a curated record. The transcript has a single exon. Bases 1 to 1194 code for a protein of 397 amino acids.